CCCACCUACGAGGAAGGGAGCUGCCUGCUCUACGACGACCUGCAGAAGACGCCCCUCGUGUCCACCCUCCCGCACUGCCGGCCGCGCACGCCCGAUUCCGGCGCCACGCCCGUCUACGCCACGCCCACGCUCAGGCCCUCGUCCACCUUCCCCUCCGCGGGCGCCUCCUUCAGCCCCAUCCCGCGCCCCGUCACCCUCGCCUCCCUCCCACGCCCGCCGCCCAUCCCCCCCCCGCCGGAGAAGUGCGACAGGCAGAUGCAGGUCCUUCGGUCACAGGACCUUGGCUGACCUCCGUGUACCGCCAGGAAGCCACGCCCCAGGUCGCCUCCUUGACCACGCCCAUCUACGCGCCCACUCUCCCCGCCCACCAGGUGACCCGAACGCAGAUCUUGGCCUCAGGAGCUUUCUCGACGCUGUCGGUGGGCGUGGUCUCGGGCAAUGCUGACGCGCAAUUGGACGACGA
Molecule: messenger RNA, 463 nt
Organism: Penaeus vannamei (Pacific white shrimp)
Lineage: Eukaryota; Metazoa; Arthropoda; Malacostraca; Decapoda; Penaeidae
Source: RefSeq, a predicted model, not a curated record